UAAUUACUGGGAUGGCAACACUGGGUUGGAAAGCAGUAAUGGCAGCCAUGUUUGGUUGCAGCUGCCAGUGCCCACGGCCCAGCCAGCCCUCACCAGCUCAACACCAGCUCAGUAGCUACAGGGUCACUCGGCGCAUGCGCAGUCCCCGGCACAGGCGAGGCAGGCUGCUGGCACGAACAUUUAAAUCCUGCGGCAGGGCGGAGCAGCGUGUGCGUGUGUGUACAGUGGACCCGCCUGGCUGGGACAGCGCCGGAGCCUCGUGAUCACCGUGGAACUUACAGAAACACAAGAUGGCCAGCGAGGAAGGCAGUGGCGGCAAGGUGAUCCCGGUGCGAGUGGUGGUGCGCGUGCGGCCCCUCAGCGCCAAGGAGAUUCGGGAGGGGUGUCAGGAGUGUGUUGACAUCACCCACGACUCCCCGCAGAUUGUAGUGAGAGGAACUGACAAAGCCUUCACUUUCGACCACGCCUACCCAACGGACACCACCCAGGGAUAUGUUUAUGAAACCUCGAUAAAGAAUGUGGUCCAGAAUCUGUUUAAAGGUUAUAAUGUGACUGUACUCGCAUAUGGCCAGACAGGAUCGGGUAAAACCCACACCAUGGGCACCACUUACAGUACUAAAGCGGAUAACUCUGAUUGUGCCGGCAUCAUUCCCCGAGCUGUACAGGACAUAUUUGACGGUGUGGCGAAUCAGACGGACAAUGAGUACAUGAUCAAAGUAUCAUUCAUUGAGCUUUACAAGGAGACACUCUUCGAUCUACUAAGCAACAAAACUACCAAGGAUGAGUGCAUUGUGGACAUCCGAGAAGAUGCCCGAGGUGGGAUUAAAAUUGCUGGGGUUACCGAGAUUCCUGUAACCAGCAUUGAGGAGACGAUGAUCUGUCUUGAGCAGGGUGCGUUGUAUCGGGCUACAGGCGCCACGGCCAUGAACGCCCACUCCAGUCGCUCCCAUGCCAUCUUCUCCCUGCAUAUCCAACAGAAAAAUAAAAAGAAAGGGGAGAGCUUCGUAUCUUCAAAGUUUCAUUUAGUGGACCUGGCCGGCAGUGAACGAGCCAAGAAAACUGGUGCCACCGGGCUGCGGUUCAAAGAGGGAGUGAACAUCAACAAGGGUCUCCUGGCCCUUGGGAAUGUUAUCUCCGCUCUCUGUGAGGAUGGAGGCCGAGGUCACAUCCCAUACAGAGACUCGAAACUAACAAGAUUAUUACAGGACUCGCUAGGAGGCAAUUCCCACACUGUAAUGGUCGCGUGUGUGUCACCAGCAGACAGUAAUCUGGAAGAGUCUUUGAGUACUCUUCGUUAUGCUGACCGUGCUCGUAAGAUCAAGAAUAAGCCAGUCGUCAACCGUGACCCGCAGGCUGCUGAACUCCACAAGCUAAGGGACCAGGUCUUGCAGCUACAGAUCCAGUUGUUGGCCUCAAACAGCGGCAGUGGAGGAAUUUCCUCUAAUAAUGCGGAGGUCAAUUCUCUCCUGAAUCAAAACCAAGCGAUGCAGGAAGAGAUAAAUCAGCUGACACAGGCUUUGCAGACGGCCCUUGAUGAAAACACCAACAUGGCUGAAAAAGCAAUUAUGGCCGAGCUAUCAAGAGAACGGAUGAAGGUCAAAAUGGAGGAGCUGAUCGCCCAGACUGGCGUGACCUAUGAGGCACUGAACAAGACAUUUGACGUGACCUCCAACCCCCAGUAUGAGGGCCAGCUCAACCUCGUCAAGGAUCUGCAGGCCAAGAUUGUUGAGCUGCAGAGUGAGCAGCACCGGGGAGCAAAGGCAAUCAUGGAUCACGAACUCUCCCGCCAUAAUAUCUCCACCAACACCUCGAUGAUCCCCCACUCUGACUCUGGCCCCAGAGAUGCUGCAGGCCAAGACAAUGAGAUGCAGCAGGAAGGCAACAGUGCUGAGGAUGCUAAACAGUUUGGAACCGAGUUUACGCUCCGCCAAGCAAGACUCAAUGAGGAGCUGCAGGGUUUGAACAGAGCGCUGGCCAUGAAAGAAGAACUAAUGAACAAGAUGACGGUCAAUGAUACUCAGUUUGUCACCUUGAGGGAACAGUAUGCCAAGGAAAAGAAAAAUCUUGAGUGUCAUAUAGAAAUUUUGAGUAAGGAAAAAGAUGAACUUCUGCAGCAACUCAAGUUUGCUGGUUCAGCCAGCGGCAAGGUCUCUGAACAACGCCGAAAGAAAGUCCAGGAACUGGAGGCACAACUUGGAGUUCUCAAACAGAAACAAAAAGAGCAAGUGAAACUCCUGCGUAUGAAGGAACAAUCUGAACACAAGGUCAACAAACUGAACUCUGAGAUCCAGGCGAUGAAGGCAACUCGUGUGAAACUUAUUCGUCAAAUGAGAGAAGACAGCGAAAAGUUCAGAGUGUGGAAGACUCAGAAAGACAGAGAGGUUGCAAAGCUAAAGGAAGCUGAUCGCCAGAAACAGUAUCAGAUCGUUAAGAUGGAGAGGCUCCACUCAAAGAAACAAAAUGUCCUCAGAAGAAAAAUGGAAGAAGCCAUUGCCAUCAACAAGAGGCUGAAGGACGCUAUGGCUCUUCAGAAGGCAGGAUCUGAGAAGAGAGCGGCCUCUAAGGACAUUGCUGGCACUGGGAACCGCAUCAGGUCGUGGUUGGAAGGUGAGCUGGAGGUGGUGUCUGUCAAGAAGCAAGCCAAGCAGUCUCUGGAGGUCUUGAUAGACAACCGCAAGUCCAUCUCUGAAGAAAUCGGCAAAACUAAGAAAGAAAUUAAUAGAGGAGAUCCUAAUUCUUCUGGCGUGAAGCAGCUGGAAAUUAAAUUAGCGGACCUGGAGAGCUGCCUUCAACUGCGAACUGCUCAAAUAAGUGACCUUCAAGCCAAGUUUGUGGAUGAUGAUGAAGACGAUUCAAACAAGAAGAGGUUCGAAUCCAUGCAAAGUAUGCUCGAAGCCAAAUGUGCCAUGAACUACUUGUUUGAGAUGGCAACAAAACACCAAGUGAGCCUUGCCACGCAGGAGGCAGACAUGAAGGACUUACAGGCCCAGUACGAUGAACUCUCCCAAUCCCUGGAUGCCACGGAGAUGCAACUGAAGAACCUGAGAGAGGCUCACCAGGAGGAGCGUACGCGGCUGGAGCGGGAGCAUGAGGAGAAGGUGCUCUUCCUUCUCGGCCAGAUGUCGAAGGCUGAGGGCGCAGUGGCCACAGAAGACAAGGAAAGUGUUCUUAGCGAAAAACUGAAAUUACAAGAAGAAGAAAUUGGACGCCUCACCCACCUUCAUGAGCUGCUUCAGAACAAGACCAAGGAGUGUGAGGAUCUGAAGCAACAGCUGGCAGAGAAGGCAACAGCAUCUCUGGUGACACCAAUACUUGGAGAUGCUCAGAAUAUUCGUCGCCGUACGUUUAUAAAGGGCCCUAAAUCUGCCGCAACACAAAACGUGGCCAAGAAACUGCCGAUUGAUUUAUCAGACCUAGAAUCUGAGCCUGAUGAGGAGGAUGAGGAAGAGGACCAAAAGCAAGAUCCAGACUGGCGGAUGACUCCUCUCUUCAAAAAGAUCAGGAAGAUUACACAAGGUAUGGAUGAUGAAAAUAAAGCAGAGACAACUACUCAGACGAAAUCUCUAAAACGGGACUCCAGUGGAGAGAGUAAGUGUAAGUGCAAGGGAGAUUGUACUACGAAGAAGUGCUCCUGCUCAAAGAAUGGAAACCCUUGCCAUUUGAAGUGUAACUGUGAUGCCGGCAAAUGUAAGAACAGAAGUUCUCAAGAACCAGACUCCACUGAGCCCCAUGGUGAGACAUGUCUGAAUUCCACAUUUGAUAUCACAACCAUGCCACUGAAGGAGAAUGUUGCCAAGAAACCAAGGAUUGAGACAAAGGCAUCUCUGCUUAACAACUCAGAUGAGUCUCCCGAUGAAAACAGCCUGACUGACUCACAGGGGACUGCUGCACAAAGGACUUAUUUUAUGUCCCCAGAUAUCUUUUAAUCUUUUAAGUUACUGAAAAGUUUUUACAAAUUUUAUGUCCCCAGAUAUCUUUUAAGUGUGUAUAAAGAAAUAUUUUACUGUAUAAAUGUAGCUUAAGAUAUGUGGUUUGUCCAGUGUUUGGUGAUCUCAAAGGGUAGGUUAAAAGACUGUAAGCAUCUUUCAAAUAAUCUGCUGUCUGUGUUUAAACAUUGAACUUAGUAAUUUAUUUUCCUACAGCAUUGUUUGUUUGAGCUGUGAUGCUGAAAUAUUAUUGGAAGUUUGCCAUCCAUCACAAUUCAUUUUACAUAUUUUUAUAUUAAUGACUCUUCUACCGCUUCCUUUAGAACAAUAGUUUAAUAAUUUGUUAGGACAUUAUUUUUCCUAAUUCAUAAUGCCCAGCAUAUCCUUAUGAUGUUCCUAAUGCACAGAAUCGACAAUCCCAUUUCUGAACACUAUGAAUUGCAUCUGUUGUGUAAAUAGUUCCAUCCUCUGAAAUGUUAAAAUAGUAACAUCUCCAAAAAUGUUCUUGACAUGAAAAUGGGAUCUCUUUUAAGGAAUAACAUUUGUGUGUGGAUUUUUGGGGGGGAGGGAUUUAUAAGCUUUACUUUUAAUCUCACUUUUAAUGUUUUGUCAUUUCUCAAUCAGGAGUAAAGGUGAUCUAAGUUUAUUUUAAUUAUAUUAAUCCUUCCAACUGUUUUUAACUGAUGAAAGUUUAAAUAAACUUUCAAAAAGUUCCCAAACA
This is a messenger RNA of Eriocheir sinensis (Chinese mitten crab), 4647 nucleotides long. RefSeq names its product chromosome-associated kinesin KIF4-like. Gene Ontology annotation, molecular function: microtubule binding; microtubule motor activity; ATP binding. NCBI's taxonomy places the organism in Eukaryota, Metazoa, Arthropoda, Malacostraca, Decapoda, Varunidae. The coding region runs from base 291 to 3926 and encodes 1211 amino acids. The record is from RefSeq and is a predicted model, not a curated record. Gene Ontology annotation, biological process: microtubule-based movement; mitotic spindle organization. The transcript has 27 exons.